Messenger RNA from Globicephala melas (long-finned pilot whale), 2533 nucleotides. The record is from RefSeq and is a predicted model, not a curated record. NCBI's taxonomy places the organism in Eukaryota, Metazoa, Chordata, Mammalia, Artiodactyla, Delphinidae.
GGAAACCCAAGAGGAAAUGACUGAGCCCGUCUCGGUCCCCGCCCGCCAGCGCUCCCCUGGCCACACCCUCCGCCUGGACUCAGCCACUGCAGCUGCCCUCUCCGCACGAGGCUGCCGGCGGCUCGGGACCACCAGCUCUGACGUGAGUCUCUCCUCCGAUCUUCCUCCGUCCGCUCCCCUCUGCCCAGGGGCCGGGCUCAGCUGACUCCUCUGCUCUGAGGACUGCCCCGGAGGGAGGGACCGAGGUCCUCAGAUCUCCUCCGGUGCCCCAGAUCCCUCCCCUCGCCCUGCACGAGGGAAAGAGGGAGUGACUGCUGGCGAUCCCCACUUCUGAGACCCUCCCCCUGGCCCUCCUUCCCGCAGCCAAAGACCCUGGCAGGGGUCUCUGAAGCCAGAGGUGCCUGCUCAGGAUGUCGCCCUUUGGUCGCCUGUGUCUUCUGGUCUUCGUUGGCCUGAUUCUCCCCGCCAGAGCUCCAGCUCUACUCUGUGAUGCUGUUGUCAUGACCAUUUUACAGAUGAGGAAACUGAGGCCCAGUGAAGGAAAGUGCCCUGUGCCAGAGGCUAGACAGACAUUGGAGGAGGCCACCUCCGUUACUCUAGCAGACCCAGUCACUGAGAACGUUCAUGCCCUGACUCCAGCCCCAGACACCGUCCAACCAGAACUCCAGCCCACUCCUCAGACUUCAACCCUGCAGGCUGAAGCAACCCCGAACCAGAUGGAGAUCCACACCCAGCAACCGACGGAAAUGGAUGUGCUUCUAACACCAGGUCCGGGGACAGACAAGAGCAGCACGCAAGGCCCCACGCCCCCCAAGACUCAACUCCCACGCAAAAACGCCAGGACGGACCCCGCCCUCAGGCAGACUGGUUCAAGCGAGGACGACCCCUUCUCCUAUGAUGAGGGCACCCUCCGGAAACGGGGCCUGCUGGUGGCAGCCGUGCUGUUCAUCACCGGCAUCGUCAUCCUCACCAGUGGCAAGUGUAGGCAGUUGCCCCGGUUAUGCCGGAGUCAUGACAGAUGAGUCCGUUGGAAGUGGGGGCUGAUGACGCGAUGGGCACCCCGAGACUGAGCCCCCGCCGGCUCACCGUGCCUGGCCUCCUCCCUCCCCUCGAAGGACCUACAGACUAGUCAACAAAGCCCAGCCUGAGAGGUAGGACGUGGAUGGAGCCAGAGCCGGAACUGGUGGCCUGAGCCCCCUACUCUCCCAGCCCUGCCCUCCCUGAAGGCUGACUGGCUCCCCAUUUAUCCAUUCUGUUCCGACAAGAAGUAAAGCACUGUGGUCUUUGCGCCAUGGUCUCUGAUCAUUCCUGACCGGGGAGUGGAAGAAAGCAGCAGUGGCUGGGGCAGGGACCCCAGGAGUAAAGUGAGGGAGUCACGAACUCCAAAGCCAAGCUGGGGGCCGCAGUGAACGAAGCCAGCCUGGGUGAGGUGGGAAGGAUGCGGGCAGGGGCGGGCCACAGGGGAAUCUGGCCAAUGGGAGGGUCAGUGUUGGAUUCCACCCAUGGCAGAUCGAGACCCCUGGCCUGGUCCUUGUGCAGAGCCUGGUGUCCAAAGCCAGCUCACCCCUGACACUGAGAGGCAACCCUGCUAACCGGGCAAACACAGAGGGAGGGCCCAGGCCCACGGUGACCCUCUUUUUUCCCACUCUGGGUCCCUCAGCAUAUGAGUGUGGACACCCCACCCUGCACAUCCAAGGUCCAUCCACACCCCUGGUUGCCUCUUGGUCUUAGGGCUGUGCCCACAAAGAAAGCCACGCAGGCCCUGGAGUGGGCUCAGAGUAGCCUGGGUGGGGAAUUCCAGGGUGCUGGGGGCCCAGAGCAUGGCUGAGAAGGGGCACAGGCUCCUGAAAGCCCUUAGGUUCUGCAGCCCGUGGGGAGGGACUCAACCAGAUGAGGUGGGAGCAGGCCCUCUGAAGUGCAGGGCCUGGGGUGGGGACCUCCGCUCAGGGUCAAGGGUCGUCAUGCGGAAGCCAAGAGACAAGGUCCUGUUCAAGGCGGUUGCAUAACAGUGUUUCACAAACUUCAGGUCAUAGCCUGUUCCCGGGGUUACAAAAUCAAUCUAGUGGGCUGUGAAUAGCAUUAAAGAAAAAAAAGAAAAAGAAGUAAUAAAACAGAAAAUAAAAUAUCAGAAUAUAUCACAAAUAAUAUGACAUUGUAGAUAGAUUCUUUUCUCAAUUUUUGCCCCAUUUUUAUCCCACCUGUAUUAUUAUUCAUUUUUUAAGAGAAGAACACCCUUUUUAACUUAAAUAAAUAUAUUUAAAAAGGCAUAGUGAGGGGGCCUUCCCUGGUGGCCCAGUGGUUAAAACUCCACACUUCCACUGCAGGGGGCACAGGUUAGAUCCCUGGCCUAGAGAACUAAGAUCCUGCAUGCUGCAUGGCGUGGCCAAAAUAACCCCCCCCAAAAAAGGCACAAUGAUAUAUGGAAAACCAAUACUGCUUCAUAUAAAUAGAAGAUAGCCAAAAAGAUAAAUUCAAUGAAACAAAUACAUAUAUUUUAUGCAAUAUAUUGUAUAUGUGACAUAUAUUAUGUAUA